Molecule: messenger RNA, 288 nt
Organism: Candida tropicalis MYA-3404
Lineage: Eukaryota; Fungi; Ascomycota; Pichiomycetes; Serinales; Debaryomycetaceae
Exons: 1
Coding region: 1-288 (95 amino acids)
Source: RefSeq, a predicted model, not a curated record
AUGAUUGCACAAACCUUACCAAUGGCAGCAAUGUUUAUGAGAAAUAAAGUAUUAUCAUGGUCAUCAUUGUUCUUAUCCGUUCAAGCUUACUUAAAUGAACCAAUUAAUAAACCACCUACUAAAGAAGCAGAACAACCAGGUCUUUUGAAAGUCUUGUUUGCUCUUAUUGCUGUUCUUACAUGUUAUAUGGAUGUUGUGUUCCCUGGAACUAACCCAGCUGUUCAAAGAGCUGCUAAGUUGGCUGCCCAAACCGCCACUGAAGCUGCUGCCACUGCUGCUGCCACAUGA